AUGCUGGGAAAGACGAGGAAGGUUUCGGCGCGGGGCGAGGCCGUGGCAGCGAACUGCGCGUUUGGUCCGGCGGAAGAUGACGUAAUCAUCAAACACCGUCUUCUCACGCGCACCACGACCACCAGGGGCGACCCUCCCUUGAAGAAGCUCCAGAAGAAGUUUACCUCGUUCGUCUCCGAGGUUGAUAAAGAUGAAGACAACUACAACGACUGCGAAAAACUCGCCAGAGCCUUCUUGCAGGAGAUGACGACCUUCGAGAUUCCGCUUCUGAAGAGCAAGGCGAUUGUGGAGGCCAAUGUAAGGGAAAAGGAAAAUUUCAACGAGUUAAAGGAGGAGAUGAAUCGCCAGAUCCUGCAGGCGCAGGCCGACAUUGAGGAUCUCAAGAAGCAGCUCGAGGAGAGCAAGGUUGAGAGGCGGCACAAGGAGGAGUGCGAGGCUAUUAGGAAGUUGAUUGCGCUGCAGCCGCCGAGGUCAGAGACAAUGAAGGUUAUUUCGGAGUUAGAGAAGGAAAUUGCGUCUCUGGACGCGGAGAACACGGCUGGUGCGAGGUUGUUGGAGCUCAGGAAGAAGCAAUUUGCAUUGUUGUUACAUGUGGUGGAUGAGUUGCAAAACACAAUUGAGGAAGAGCAGAAGAGCCUUGUUGAGGAGAUGAGAAUGGCAACGGAGGAGCUUAAGAACGGGCUGGAGGACACAAGUGGGGCGGAAGCAAUGGCAAUUGACCAUUCAUAA
Messenger RNA from Sphenostylis stenocarpa, 729 nucleotides. Lineage: Eukaryota; Viridiplantae; Streptophyta; Magnoliopsida; Fabales; Fabaceae. The record is from the annotation of a GenBank genome assembly.